AAGCAGCAGCUGUCUAGUAUUUAUUUUCGAGAAUAAUUUGGAAAUCUAAACGAACCCGUACAAUAUGGGUGAAGAAGAUGAAUACGCUUGUGUUAAUAGAGCUCAGUUAAAAAUUAAGGACACGACUGGAAUCAAAAAGAAAAAGAAGAAGAAGUCUAGUAAAGAGAAGGAAAAACUGAUGGAAAACGAAGUCAAACAACAAAUACAACAACAACAAACUACAAAUACUGUUGUAAACACUAAAACAAAGGCUGAGAUGGCGUUUCAGAAGAUGCAGGAGAAAAUGCAAAGGCAGAGGAUUCAACAAAAAGCUGAAAUGACUCAUAAGCAGAGGGUGGAGAAAUUCAACCAGCAUCUAGACAGUCUCACUGAACACUUUGAUAUACCUAAAGUAUCUUGGACUAAGUAAUAAGGAUAUUAUUAUAAGCAAGCUCACUUGUGGCUUCACAGGCAUUCCCGUUGGAAGUAUCCUAUCACCUAAGUCAGCUCAUACCCUGUCUGGACACCAAGAUUUUAUUUUCAAAUUCAAGACUAAUUAAUAAAACUGCAAUUGUAUUUAGAUGUAUCUAGAUGUAAGUUAUUUUAAUAUAGAUUUAAUUUUUAAA
Molecule: messenger RNA, 605 nt
Organism: Spodoptera frugiperda (fall armyworm)
Lineage: Eukaryota; Metazoa; Arthropoda; Insecta; Lepidoptera; Noctuidae
Product: protein FAM32A-like
Exons: 2
Coding region: 65-409 (114 amino acids)
Cellular component (GO): nucleolus
Source: RefSeq, a predicted model, not a curated record